CAACGGAAAAGUUCUAUUUUUAAUUUUUUUAUUAUUAUUACAGACCAUAGUUCAGUGAAGUUGUCAUCUUUUGACUAGGCAUCAUAAAGGGCAUCUCAUGUAGAAAUCUAAGGCUUCAAACUCUUGUUCAUUAAAAUUUCCCAAUCUCAGUGGGUAACAUACAAAACCUGAAAAUGGAGGGGACUGUCUUUGGUCCUGCACUGCAAGAACUUGAGCAUGUAAAGUCUGAGCAAGGAGAAAUUCUGACCAAGUCUUUCUUGGAUGCGUGCAAGCACAUAUUGCCUGUAAUAGAUAAGUUUGGAGCUGCUAUGGCUCUUGUUAAAUCUGACAUAGGUGGUAACAUAUCGAGAUUGGAAACUAUGUAUUCCUCCAAUCCAUCCAGAUUUAACUACUUGUACAGUUUGGUGCAAGUAGAAAUUGAAACUAAAACAGCUAAAUCAUCAUCCAGUUGUACCAAUGGACUUCUUUGGCUGACAAGAGCAAUGGAUUUCUUGGUGGCUUUGUUCCGAAACUUAAUUGAGCAUGAAGAUUGGCCAAUGUCACAAGCCUGUACAGAUUCCUAUAACAAGACUCUGAAGAAGUGGCAUGGCUGGCUUGCUAGUACAAGCUUCAGUGUAGUCAUGAAGCUUGCUCCUGACAGGAAGAAGUUCAUGGAUGUUAUAGGAGGCACAGGUGAUAUCAAUGCUGACAUUGAGAAAUUUUGUUCAAACUUUUCUCCUCUCCUUGAAGAGAAUCACAAGUUUCUGGCUCGUUUUGGCUUGGAUGAUAUGAAGGCAUCAUAAAUGACAUUCAUGGUCAAAACUGAUGAGUGACUCUUGCAUGCUCACCCUCAUUUCUUGUUGACUUUGUAAACCUUGUCAUCUAGCAUGAUAAAUAAGCAUCCACUUUUGUACCGCUAAGUACUCUAAUCAUAGUCUUUCUUUGUGAUAUCAAAAUUUGUUACCAUAUAUUACGAGGUUAAGACUAAUGACUUUUUCUGCAAUACCAUGUAGAAUAUCUUGGCCAUUAUGUAAUUGGCUAGAACCAAACUUAUUCAACUUUGGCUCAGCAUAUGACCGUGAUUAUAUAAUUUUUUUACAUUCAA
This is a messenger RNA of Cajanus cajan (pigeon pea), 1084 nucleotides long. RefSeq names its product glycolipid transfer protein 1 (gene GLTP1). Gene Ontology annotation, molecular function: ceramide 1-phosphate binding; ceramide 1-phosphate transfer activity. The record is from RefSeq and is a predicted model, not a curated record. NCBI's taxonomy places the organism in Eukaryota, Viridiplantae, Streptophyta, Magnoliopsida, Fabales, Fabaceae. Gene Ontology annotation, biological process: intermembrane lipid transfer; ceramide transport. Gene Ontology annotation, cellular component: membrane; cytoplasm; cytosol.